AUGGCCUGCUCCCGGCAGGUGGGUGCGGUGCGCUCACGGGGCCGCCGCGGUGGGAUGAUUGCUUCCCUGUGUGAGCCCCUGGCUUCAGGGUGGGAGUGGGCCCGGGUCUGGGAAAUCAAAGUGGGGUAUCACCCUUGCAGGGUCCCGUGCCCUUCCGUGCAGCUGUGGCAGGGGACCAUAGCAGCAGGCUAUGGGGACGGGCAGGUGCGUCUGUACGAAGCCAGUACAGGAACUCUGCACGUCCAGAUCAACGCGCACGCCUGGGCCGUCUGUGCCCUGGAUCUGGCUCCCGACGUGGGCAAGCUACUCUCUGCGGCUGAAGACACCUUUGUACACAUCUGGAAGCUGAGCAGAAGCCCAGAGAGUGGCUACAUUGAGGUGGAACACUGUCAUGGUGAGUGUGUGCCGGACACCCAGGUGUGUGGUGCCCGAUUCUGUGACCCCUCGGGCAGCUCCUUUGCUGUGACUGGCUAUGACCUCGCUGAGAUCCUGAGAUUCAGCAGCAUGUGAGAGAGAAGCAGCCCUCCUUCCCCCUGUGGUAUUAUUUAU
Vicugna pacos (alpaca) is the source of this 549-nucleotide messenger RNA. The record is from RefSeq and is a predicted model, not a curated record. Lineage: Eukaryota; Metazoa; Chordata; Mammalia; Artiodactyla; Camelidae.